UCGAUACUUCGACGAUAAUAUCCGAAUCAACAUCAGGCCAUGGGUGGACCCUCGCACCGAAUUCUUAAAGGCAAUAUCCGUCUCGACGUUUUCAUCAUUAGCACUGUCCCUAUCUUCGAAUCUCGACGGUGACGCAGAACGUCAGGCGAUCUUCUGUUCUCGGACAUGGGUUCUAUUAAUCAACUUCCCUUAGCCUUUUCGCUUUUUUAAUUCUUCUGACUCAGAGAGGUGCGGCCCAAAAUAUUCCGGCUUCUUCUCAAGCGCUGUUUAAAAGGUCGAAGUUUUUGACUUUUGACUACACCCCUCGCCUCGUUUCGCUCGUUGAGACAUACCUUGCCUUCCUCUAUGGCUUCCACAACGAAUCCGCUCGUGACAAGCUCUCAGUCUGGGGACGACUUAAACGGAAAAACCUCUCCAGUGUCGGUGUCCAACUCAGAUGUCGAAAGAACUAUAUGUGGUAUACCAGUCGGAAAUCAAGCUACUUUUGAGCGACGAGUAAUGCGUCGAAUUGAUCUGCGUGUGCUCCCGUUGCUCGGGAUACUGUACUCUCUCGCAUUAAUUGACCGAAGCAACCUUGGCGUUGCGCGGAUCGCUGGCAUGGGCGAAGACUUGGAAUUGUCUAUUGGAUCCCGAUACAGUCUUGUCUCUUGCGUAUACUUUAUACCCUAUAUUUUACUUGAGCUUCCGAGUAAUAUGCUUUUGCGUACCUUUGGCACUCGCAACUUGCUUUCUUUCUGCGUCAUUGCUUGGGGGGCCGUGCAAUUGGCGAUGGCAUUUGUACCUAACUGGCAAUAUUUGGCACUGUGUCGAGUCCUCUUGGGCGCGUUUGAGGCUGGCUUUUUCCCCGCACUUGUAUUCAUCAUUACAACAUGGUAUCGGCGUCAUGAAGUCCAGAAGCGACUUGCUGGUUUUUACCUUAUUUCCCUUUUAACGGGAGGAUUCAGUGCGAUUGUAGCAUAUGGCUUCAGUCACUUGGCCGGUAAAGCAGGACUUGCCGGAUGGUCAUGGAUCUUUGUCAUCGAAGGCGCAGUCACCAUUUUUUUUGGCUGUGUUGCAUGGGCUUUCCUUCCUGGGUUUCCUGACAACAACACUUUCCUCAACAGCGAGGAAACCAGAUUUAUCUUGGAACGCAUCGAGGAAGAUCGAGGUGAUUCGCUACCAGAUACUGUGACAUUAUGGAAGGCUUUCGAGCACCUUUCAGAUUGGAAGAUUUGGGUCUAUGGUCUUAUGUUCUUGUGUGCUACGAUUCCAGCCUACGCGAUCGGGUUUUUUAUCACCGUUAUACUCAGUGGCAUGGGCUGGAACUUGGAAUUUGCGCUACUCUUGAGUGCCCCCCCUUACGUGUUUGCAGCCUUGAGCGUUUUCGUGUUCGCGUGGCUUUCUGACCAUUUCCGUUCGCGUGCAAUAUUUCUUGCAGCGCAGACGAUUCUUACACUCGUGGGUUUCGCGAUUACUGGUUUUGUUGAGCGACCAGGUUGGCGGUAUUUUGGAUUAUUCCUAGGCAACGCGGGCUCCGCUGGUUGCGUCCCUGGUAUCUUGGCCUACUCCUCGAACAAUAUUGUAUCCCAUUCGAAGAGAGCUGUCACAACUGCCAUUAUCAUCAGCUUUGGAGGAUUAGGAGGAAUUAUCGCCACUACGAUCUUCCGUCAGCAGGAUUUUCCGAGAUACAUACCUGGAAUCAGUGUCACAAUUUCGUGCCAGGCUCUGUUGCUGGUCCUUCUUGGAGUGCUCACUCUGAAUUUUCGGUAUCAUAACAAAACAAAGCGAAACACCCUUCAGCCUGCCAUGGGUGGUCGUAUUGACUUUCUCUACACUCUUUAGACCAGCAAUUGAACCACUUAAAACUCGUACUUGUUGUACAUGCGAUGUAAUCACUCGAAUUCAACUCCAACUGUCGAUUACAGUUACUUGACAGCUGGGAACAAACGCUGCUGCGUCCUUCAUUCAGAGGCGAGUCGCCAAAUAAAAGUAUUUUCCUUAGAACAAAACAUGUAUGCUAUCGAAUAUUGCCGACUCACGUCUUUCAUUCCGCGAAAUUCAUGAUUUCAG
This is a messenger RNA of Lentinula edodes (shiitake mushroom), 2049 nucleotides long. Its product is annotated as major facilitator superfamily domain-containing protein. Gene Ontology annotation, biological process: transmembrane transport. The transcript has 14 exons. NCBI's taxonomy places the organism in Eukaryota, Fungi, Basidiomycota, Agaricomycetes, Agaricales, Omphalotaceae. The coding region runs from base 346 to 1821 and encodes 491 amino acids. Gene Ontology annotation, molecular function: transmembrane transporter activity. Gene Ontology annotation, cellular component: membrane. The record is from RefSeq and is a predicted model, not a curated record.